Messenger RNA from Carassius gibelio (silver crucian carp), 1632 nucleotides. Its product is annotated as zinc finger BED domain-containing protein 5-like. The record is from RefSeq and is a predicted model, not a curated record. Lineage: Eukaryota; Metazoa; Chordata; Actinopteri; Cypriniformes; Cyprinidae. The coding region runs from base 1 to 1611 and encodes 536 amino acids. The transcript is spliced from 2 exons.
AUGGCUAUUAGAUCAAACAAGGAUGAAGGAAACAGGCUGAAUCGAAGAGGAGUGGCAUUCGUUCAAUCCGACAGCGAUGCAGAGAAGAUGUUGAAGCCAACCGACGCACCACCAGCUGCAAAAAAGCUUCGAAGGUACAAUGAAGCAUACCUGCAGUUUGGGUUUACAGUAUCUGAUCUGAGACCUCAGUGUGUCGUGUGUGCCGAGGUGCUGGCUAACGACAGUAUGAAGCCCUGCAAAUUAAAAAGGCACCUCGAAACAAAGCAUGCUGGCAUUAAAAAUAAACCGGCUGAAUAUUUUAAAAGAAAGUUUGAUGGCCUCCAUCAGCAACAGGCAACCAUUUCAGUGCACAGCACUGUGUCUAAACAGUGUUUGGAGGCAUCGUAUGUAGUGGCCAAAAGAAUUGGUAAACUGGGUAAACCGCAUACAAUCGCCGAGACUCUUAUUUUGCCGGCAGCGCAAGACAUGUGCAGAAUAAUGAUAGGUGAUAGUGCAGCACCCAAACUUGGUGCAAUACCCCUGUCCAAUGACACAGUCGCUAGGAGAAUUGUAGACAUGUCCAAUGAUAUCAGAGAGCAACUGAUAGAGUUUGUAAAAAAGAGUCCUUACUACGCGCUGCAGCUGGACGAAUCCACUGAUAUUGCUGGGCAGGCACAGCUCCUCACUUAUGUCAGGUAUCUGCGGGAUAAGGCGAUUGAGGAGGAUGUACUGUUUUGCCGGCCUCUUCAGUCACACACUACAGGAGAAGCCAUUUUCAAUGUCCUUGAUAUUUUUAUCUGUGAAAAUGGUUUGGCUUGGGACCGAUGCGUUGGCCUAUGCACGGAUGGUGCGCAGGCAAUGGCGGGGCGUGAGCGUGGCCUAGCUGCUCGCGUUCAGCAAGUAGCUCCACUUGUGAAAUGGACACAUUGCAUGGUCCAUCGCGAAGCACUAGCUGCUAAAAAAAUGCCAGUUCUCUUUGACUCCGUGCUGAACCAGUCCGUGAAAAUGAUAAAUCUAAUCAAAUCACGGCCGCUAAACUCUCGUUUGUUUGGGGUCCUCUGCCAGGAGAUGGGGUCAGAGCACGAAGAGCAGCUUCUGCACACUGAAGUUCGCUGGCUCUCCAGGGGUCGGGUGUUACAGCGGUUGUAUGAGCUGCGAGAGGAGGUGAAGUGGUUUUUGACAGAAAUCAAAUCAGAUCUGGCGAAGCAUCUGGAUGACACUAUGUGGCUUGCAUCUCUGUCCUAUUUGGUCGAUAUAUUUGACCGCUUGAAUGGCCUCAACCUGUCUUUGCAAGGCCGUGAAACUCAUAUUUUGCUCCUUGCAAACAAAGUGCACGCCUUCACACAAAAACUAGACCUCUGGCAUGGCCGUAUCAGUCGAGGGAACUGCGACAUGUUCCCCAGCCUCGCAGACUUUAUCACUGAUGCAGGCACGUCACACGAUUUCUCCUCCGUAUUUCAAUCAGCAUCUGAGCACUUGUCAGCAAUGAGAAAACAAUUUGCGACAUACUUUAAAGAGGAUUAUCACUCUUUUGCGUGGGUUCGAGAUCCGUUUGUGUGCACAGCAAACGAGCUAUCAAUCGAUAUGCAGGAACAGCUUAUUGAGCUGAAGAGUGGCAGUAGACUGAAUUAACUCUUUAGCUCCUGCCCUCUU